UGUUGUGUGAGUAAGCAUCUUCAUAUAAAAAGCAACAUGUAUUGUUUCUGAAAAGACCUCUUCAUCGGACCAACUAUUUCAUAGGAUAAGUUAUCGGGAGACUGAACUGAAUCAAGAUUUUGAGGAUAUAAAAUAUUGAUCUGAACAACAAACAUGGCUCCAACAGAGGGUGUAAUUCUGUUGCUAUUAACUAUCACCUUGGUCAAUGGACUUGGAUAUUAUAGGUAUAAUAAUGCACACUAUUCAACUGGUCAUCGAAACACAGAUAGAAGUGAUGACAGCUCGGAAGAAAAUCGAGGUUCUGUUAUCUCAGUGAACAGAGCCAGAUGGCAUCGAGGACCACCAGGUCCACCAGGACUACGUGGUCAACAAGGUCCACCAGGAUACUCUGGAAAAACAGGCACUGGAGUUCCAGGACCACCAGGUCGUUCAGGGCAACCAGGCCCACAGGGGCUCCCUGGCCUAGGAAAGCAGGGUGUUCCAGGAGCACCAGGAAAGUCAGGUGAAAUAGGCUAUCCUGGACCAAAAGGGAUUAUGGGAUCACAUGGCAUGCAAGGACAGAAAGGCUCAGCAGGUCCAAGAGGAUUUCCAGGGCCAAAUGGGUUGUCGCUUCCUGGUAAACCGGGUGAACUAGGGCCACGGGGUGCUCCUGGACCUACAGGCCCACCUGGAAAAAUAGGAGAAGCAGGGUAUCCUGGUCCAAUUGGUGAAAAGGGAGAAAGAGGAGUUGGAAUACCAGGGCCUACAGGUGAGAGUGGUACACCUGGGCCACCAGGGCCACAAGGAGUUCGCGGUGAAGCAGGAUACGGCAAACCAGGAUCCUCAGGCCUUCCUGGCAAACCUGGAGAAAAAGGUGAAAAGGGAUUACCAGGUUCACAUGGUUACUCUGGUAAACCAGGUCAAAAAGGCCCACCUGGAUUACCUGGACCCCCAGGUAUUGGAAAGCCUGGAGUGGUUGGCAUACCAGGGUCUCCAGGAUCUCCUGGUCCCACUGGUCUUCUUGGUCCCCGAGGAUUGCCAGGUGAGCCCGGACUUCCUGGUUUUGGGAGAACAGGCCCACCAGGGCUUAAAGGAGAUACGGGUGCACCAGGCCCAGCUGGAUACCCAGGAGACAAAGGUGAACCAGGUGUUCCAGGCAAUCCAGGUGCCUCUGGACUUUUAGGACCAUCUGGUCCACGUGGUCCUCAGGGUCUACGAGGUGCACCUGGUGUACCUGGUACAACAGGAGCUAAAGGGGCAGCAGGACCUGCAGGAACUCAAGGAUAUCAAGGACCAAAGGGUGACGUGGGUCCCGGGGGUGCCCCAGGAAAAUCAGGAAUUUCAGGAGAACCUGGCAUGCCUGGGUCACAAGGCCCGCCUGGACCACUUGGCCAAAAAGGAGCCAUUGGACCCACUGGGUCUCCUGGCAUAACAGGAGAAACUGGUUCUCCAGGUUUUCCAGGGCCACCAGGAUUCUCAGGUGAGGUUGGAGUGAAUGGUCCUCCUGGCCCUUCUGGCUCAAUAGGCCCACCUGGUUAUCACGGACCCCCAGGCUUCCCUGGAGAAAAAGGAGAUCCCGGACCUCCAGGGCCACCUGGACCACCAGGUCUUUCUUCUGGCUUUAAUGAAAAGUUACUUCAUGGACCACCAGGCCCGGAAGGCCCAGAAGGUCGUCCAGGUCCACCAGGGCUUCCUGGUCCACCAGGGCCUCCAGGGGAAGGUGCACAACCAGGAAAAUAUGGGGGCUUUAAUGGUUACAUAACACCAGGAGUCCCAAAUUCAUAUCCAGCUUUCUCGGCCAUUCUUUCAGAAUCUUUUCCAGCAGCAAGGCGACCUAUAGCAUUUGACAAAAUACUAACCAAUCAAAAUAAUGAUUAUGAUCCAUCAACUGGAAUAUUUAGCUGCAAAGUGCCAGGCAUCUAUCAAUUUACUUACCAUUUGCAAGUCAAAGGGGGAAAUGUAUGGGUUGGUCUGUUCAAAAAUAAUGAACCCAUAAUGUACACAUAUGAUGAUUAUACAGAAGGUUAUGUUGACCAAGCCUCAGGAAGUGCUCUAGUACACUUACGAGAAAAUGACCAAGUUUAUCUUGAGUUACCUUCAGUUGAGUCGAAUGGUGUAUAUUCUUCUGAUUAUAUGAAUUCAUCCUUCUCAGGAUUUUUAAUUAGUCAAACUAUUUGAUGCCCAUCAUCCAUCCUGGCAAUUCCCCCAGUCACCUGCCAUCACUCACAAUUACCCCACCUCCACCAUAAAUAGCUGCAAGUAGUUCAUGCAUGUUCAAGGAGUGCUCACAAUGCACACAGAAUACAUCAAAAGCACUCUAUAUCUAAAAUGUUAUGGGGCUUUUGCUGAAGAUGGUGAAUAAACAUAGCACAUAUCCCAGCCCCUAUCUAGACACGUGGGCUGUGGUUGAAAUUCAUUUCCACGGUAUGUAUCAAACUGGCAUAUUACUACAUAGGACUAAAUGGCAGAUUCUUCAGUUUCAGUAACAUUCAUAGAAAAUACACCACAAAAAGCACCACUGUUUCAAAGGGGAGUUAGUAUCACUCAGUCAUCUCCAUCCUACCAAAGAACAACAGCAGAGAAUUGCCAUUACUCUUACCUAAAAUGUAUCUCUUCCAGAAUUUAUUAUUAUCUGUCACAUUAUAAUUUACUGAGAUUCCUUGACUAAAUGUAUACAGUUUUAGUCCAUGUACCAGCAAGCAUCCGUAUAGCUUCAGAAGGAAUCUUGAGGUGUUCCUAGAGAAUCACAACAUUCAGCCAUGUCUCGUGUCAGCAGGAAAAUAAAGAACCCAUUGUCAUGCUGAAUUAGGUUGCAAGUACCAAGUGCAAGUAGUGUGAAAAGCACUGUAAAACAAUUAGAACAGGUUUUCUAAUUUUAAUUUUCUUAAAAUGAAAUGUCACAAAACAAAUGGACAUUUAAAUAAAACUUGUACUUUUUUGCACAGGCUUAUAUGUAAAGCCAAUCUAACCUACUUCAAUAAUUAUAGAUUUGAACCAUUCUUAGGAUACAAAUUACUUACUCCACAUUUAAAUCCCAGAAAGGUGCUUUGGUUGAUAGAGACUUUUAACAAUUUACAAAUAAAAGGAAUCAACUGGCAACCUUGUACAAUGAAAAACCAUGUUGAACUUUUUUUUAAUAAACGCAAGGCUCUACUGUCCAAAAUUAUACUAGAAACUGUACUGAAAGCAAUAAUAGCCAGAAAGCUUUAUAUUAUGUCAAAAUGUGUAUUUUAUAUAUUAAAAAAAUAAAAUUGU
This is a messenger RNA of Amblyraja radiata (thorny skate), 3234 nucleotides long. Its product is annotated as collagen alpha-1(X) chain-like. The transcript has 4 exons. The coding region runs from base 154 to 2157 and encodes 667 amino acids. The record is from RefSeq and is a predicted model, not a curated record. Gene Ontology annotation, biological process: extracellular matrix organization. Lineage: Eukaryota; Metazoa; Chordata; Chondrichthyes; Rajiformes; Rajidae. Gene Ontology annotation, molecular function: extracellular matrix structural constituent conferring tensile strength; protein binding.